UCCCUGCCUCCCCCUCCCCCAUGGGCUAACCUCAUCUUUAGUAUUCAAGAGGGGUCUUCUUUGUAAGCUUUGGACUAGUUCUUUUGAUGUGGCAGGGACAGACCCUGGGUUGGGAAGCCACUCAGUAUAUGGCCUCGGCUGGUUCACCACAUAUACCACACACUUUUCUUGCAGGUUUGGGACACAGCAUGCCACGGGGCCUGGCUGCUGCCUUACUCCUAUUGAUUCUCCAUGGAGGUUGGAGCUGCCUGGACCUCACCUGCUACACUGACUACCUCUGGACCAUCACCUGUGUCCUGGAGACAUGGAGCCCCAACCCUAGCAUACUCAGUCUCACCUGGCAAGAUGAAUACGAGGAACUUCAUGACAAAGAAACAUCCUGCAGCCUGCACAGGUCUGGCCACAACACCACACAUAUGUGGUACACGUGCCAUAUGCGCUUGUCUCAAUUCAUGUCCGAUGACGUUUUCAUUGUCAACAUGAUGGACCAGUCUAGCAACAGCUCCCAAGAGUGUGGCAGCUUUGUCCUGGCUGAGAGCAUCAAGCCAGCUCCCCCCUUGAAUGUGACUGUGACCUUCUCAGGACGAUAUGAUAUCUCCUGGGACUCAAUUUAUGAAGAACCCUCCAACUACGUGCUGAGGGGCAAGCUACAAUAUGAGCUGCAGUAUCGGAACCUCAGAGACCCCUAUGCUGUGAGGCCGGUGACCAAGUUGAUCUCAGUGGACUCGAGAAACAUCUCUCUUCUCCCUCAAGAGUUCCAGAAAGAUUCUAGCUACCAGCUGCAGGUGCGGGCAGCACCUCAGCCAGGCACUUUAUUCAGGGGGACCUGGAGUGAGUGGAGUGACCCCAUCAUCUUUCAGACCCAGGCUGAGGAGCCCGAGGCAGGCUGGGACCCUCACAUACUGCUGCUCCUGGCUGUCUUGAUCCUUGUCCUGGUUUUCAUGGGUCUGAAGAACCAUCUGCCUUGGAGGCUAUGGAAGAAGAUAUGGGCACCGGUGCCCACCCCCGAGAGUUUCUUCCAGCCCCUGUACAGGGAGCACAGCGGGAACUUCAAGAAAUGGGUUAAUACCCCUUUCACGGCCUCCAGCGUGGAGCUGGGGCCACAGAGUCCCACAACAUCAGUUUUACAUCUGUCGUUGUAUCCAGCCAAGGGGAAGAAGCUCCUGGGGCCGCUGGGUCUGGAAGAACAGCUGGAGUUUGAUGGAAUGUCUGAGCCUGGUCACAAGUGCCCAGGGGUCUCAGCCUACAGUGAGGAGAGAGACCGGCCAUAUGGUCUGGUGUCCAUUGACACAGUGACCGUGGGGGAUGCAGAGGGCCUGAGUGCUUGGCCCUUUAGCUGUGAAGAUGAUGGCUACCCAGCCCUGAACCUGGAUGCUGUCCGAGAGUCUGGCCCUAACGCAGAGGAUCUGCUCUUGGUCACAGACCCUGCUUUUCUGUCUUGUGGCUGUGUCUCAGGGAGUGGACUCAGGCUAGGAGGCUCCCCAGGCAGCCUACUGGACAGGUUGAGGCUGUCCUUUGCCAAGGAAGGGGACUGGACAGCAGGCCCACCCUGGAGAACUGGGUCCCUAGAAGGAGGCUCUGAGAGUGAAGCAGGUUCACCCCCUGGUCUGGACAUGGACACAUUUGACAGCGGCUUUGCAGGUUCAGACUGUGGCAGCCCUGUGGAGACUGAUGAAGGACCCCCUCGAAGCUAUCUCCGCCAGUGGGUGGUCAGGACCCCUCCACCUGUGGACAGUGGAGCCCAGAACAGCUAGCAUUUAAUAGCCAGCGGUAAUGAGAAGAGACCAGAAGCCUGUGACCUCUUGGUAGGCCUCUGAGCUGACAUUUACAGUGUGAAUGUGUAGGAGUGUGUGUGUGUGUGUGUGUGUGUGUGUGUGUGUGUGUGUGUGUGUGUGUGUGCGUGUGUGUGUGUGUGUGGCUUGAGUGUUAUUAGCACAUCCGUGUUGAGGUUUGGUCGGUUGCUAUGUAUUGUAAUGCUAAAUUCAGUACCCAAAGUUCUAGGCUUACGAGUGAAUUCUCAUGUUUACAAACUGGUUGUGUAAACCUUGUUCCUUAAUUUAAUACUAUUGGUUAAAUAAAAUUGGCUACAACCAA
Molecule: messenger RNA, 2094 nt
Organism: Rattus rattus (black rat)
Lineage: Eukaryota; Metazoa; Chordata; Mammalia; Rodentia; Muridae
Gene: Il21r
Product: interleukin 21 receptor
Exons: 8
Coding region: 87-1754 (555 amino acids)
Biological process (GO): cytokine-mediated signaling pathway; immunoglobulin mediated immune response
Cellular component (GO): external side of plasma membrane; membrane
Molecular function (GO): cytokine receptor activity; protein binding
Source: RefSeq, a predicted model, not a curated record